This is a messenger RNA of Haliaeetus leucocephalus (bald eagle), 2683 nucleotides long. RefSeq names its product cyclin and CBS domain divalent metal cation transport mediator 4 (gene CNNM4). Gene Ontology annotation, cellular component: plasma membrane. Lineage: Eukaryota; Metazoa; Chordata; Aves; Accipitriformes; Accipitridae. Bases 139 to 2343 code for a protein of 734 amino acids. The record is from RefSeq and is a predicted model, not a curated record. Gene Ontology annotation, biological process: magnesium ion homeostasis; magnesium ion transport. Gene Ontology annotation, molecular function: sodium ion transmembrane transporter activity; magnesium ion transmembrane transporter activity. The transcript is spliced from 7 exons.
GGCCGAGGCCCCGGGGGGAUCGGCGGGGGGUCCCCGCUUUCGUCGUCGUCGUCGUCUCCCCCGUUGCUGCCGCCGCUGUUGUUGCUGCUGGCGCUGCCCGGUGGGGCGGUGCCGUCGGGGGACAGCGUGAUCCUGGGGAUGCGGUUGGAGGAGAGCACGAAGCCGGCGGCGGGGUCACCGGCCCGCGGGCCCAUCCGUGUGACGGAGGGUAGCGAGGUGCUGCUCCGCCUCUACGGGCUGGGGUUGGGCCCCCGCACCGGCGAACGGGUGGCCUUCGCCGAAUUACGACCGGCCGCCAACGCUUCGGUUCCCAACGGCACCUGCCCCGAGCGUUCCCAGGACCUGCUGGUGCAGCCUGGCCCGGCCGAGGCCCGCGACACCUCGGCCCUCCUGCGGGUCCGCGUCCAGCCCCUGCGCAAGGACGAGCAAGCCAAAACCUACGUCCUCUGCACCCAGCGCCGACCCGGCCAACCCUGGCUGCCCCAUCAAGGCCCUGACGGCCGGAUCGUGGUGCUGGAGGAGAAGAAGUCGCUGCUGCCCCUUUGGUUGCAGGUGAUCCUCAUCGCCGGGUUGCUGGUGCUGUCGGGGAUGUUCAGCGGGCUCAACCUGGGCCUGAUGGCGCUGGACCCCAUGGAGCUGCGCAUCGUGCAGAACUGCGGCACCGAUAAGGAGAAGCGUUACGCCCGCAAGAUCGAGCCCAUCCGCCGCAAGGGGAACUAUUUGCUCUGUUCCCUGCUGCUGGGUAACGUGCUGGUUAACACCACCCUCACCAUCCUCCUCGACGACCUCAUUGGCUCCGGCAUCGGCGCCGUCGUCGCUUCCACCAUCGGCAUCGUCAUCUUCGGGGAGAUUGUGCCCCAGGCGCUCUGCUCCCGCCACGGCUUGGCCGUGGGCGCCAACACCAUCCUGGUCACCAAGUUCUUCAUGCUGGUGACGUUCCCCCUCUCCUACCCCAUCAGCAAGCUCCUUGACUGCAUCCUGGGCCAGGAGAUCGGCACCGUCUACAACCGGGAGAAGCUGGUGGAGAUGUUGAAGGUGACAGAACCCUACAACGACCUGGUGAGGGAAGAGCUCAACAUGAUCCAGGGAGCCCUGGAGCUCCGCACCAAGACGGUGGAGGACGUGAUGACCCCGCUGCAGAACUGCUUCAUGAUCAACAGCGACGCCAUCCUGGACUUCAACACCAUGUCGGAGAUCAUGGAGAGCGGCUACACCCGCAUCCCCGUCUACGAGGACGAGCGUUCCAACAUCAUGGACAUCCUCUAUGUCAAGGACCUGGCUUUUGUCGAUCCCGACGACUGCACCCCCCUCAAAACCAUCACCAAAUUCUACAACCACCCCGUCCACGUCGUUUUCCAUGACACCAAGCUGGAUGCCAUGCUGGAGGAGUUCAAAAAGGGGAAGUCCCACCUGGCCAUCGUGCAGAAAGUGAACAACGAGGGCGAGGGAGAUCCCUUCUACGAGGUGCUGGGGCUGGUGACGCUGGAGGACGUCAUCGAGGAGAUCAUCAAGUCGGAGAUCCUGGACGAGUCGGAUACGUACACCGACAACCGCAGCAAGAAACGGGUGGGCAACCAGAAGAACAAGAGGGACUUCUCGGCCUUCAAGGACCCCGUCAAUGAGCUGAAGGUGAAGGUCUCUCCACAGCUGCUGCUGGCUGCUCACCGCUUCCUCUCCACGGAGGUGACGCUCUUCACCCCCAACUUCAUCUCGGAGAAGAUCCUGCUGCGGCUCCUCAAAUAUUCUGACGUCAUCCAGGAGCUGAAGUUCGACGAGGAGAACAAGAAAUCCCCACGCCACUUCCUCUACUGCAAGAACAAGGCAGCCGACUACUUCAUCCUCAUCCUGCAGGGCAAGGUGGAGGUGGAGGCCGGCAAGGAAUGCAUGAAGUUUGAAGCGGGAGCUUUCUCCUAUUACGGGGUGAUGGCCCUCAGCCCCUCUCCUGUAUCCGAGAUCCGCUCCCCGUCCCACGUCAGCAGCCUGAACCGCUCGGCCUCCCUCAGCUACCACGAACGCUCCGACUCCGUCUCCUCCCCAGUCAGCGGCAGCAACAACCAGCUCAACGCCGGCACCGGCGCCCAGUACGUGGCCGACUUCAGCGUCCGCGCCCUCACUGACCUCCAGUUCGUUAAGAUCACGCGGCAGGAAUACCAGAAUGGUCUGACAGCCUCCCGCAUGGACAGUUGUCCCCAAUCCCCCGACAGCAAUGCCCCCAAACCAGACGCCAGUUUACCGGAGAAACCGGAACCCUCCACCACUGCCGACGAGACCACCAGUCUCCUGAACGAGAGGAACUGCCUGAGCCGCCGGAGCAACCACAGCCCCCUGGAAAACUCCAUCUGACCCCGGCCCCGCCGGCACGCGCCGGGAGGGACCUCGCGUGCCCGUUUUAGGGACCCUUGCCCCGGUAGGAAACGCUCGGCGUCUCCUCGGUGAUGCCGUGCCGCGUGCCGCGGUCGCCGGAGAAGCCCGGUUGAGCUGGAGGAGGUGGCGGCAGCGUGGUAGGAAACGGAGCCGGGAUUUGCUGCUGCUUUCCAGACUGGCUUAUUUUUAAUUAAUUUAAACGGAAUGCGGUCGAGACGGCACAACUCUCCGCCGGCCGCCCCGCCGACGGCGCUCGUUCAGCUCAGGGAGCUUCAGGUCUCGUACGCCGCUUUGGGGAGGCAGGGUGGGGAGGGGCUCC